GGGACGGGCCAUCCACACGCAGGCCAGUAAGCUGAAGCGCCACAUCCGCUCACACACGGGGGAGCGCCCCUUCCAGUGCCUUCUGUGCAGCUACGCGAGCAAAGACACCUACAAGCUGAAGCGGCACAUGAGGACGCACUCAGGUGAGAAGCCGUACGAAUGCCACGUUUGUCACGCACGCUUCACCCAGAGCGGCACCAUGAAAAUACACAUCCUACAGAAGCACAGCGAGAAUGUCCCCAAAUACCAGUGUCCGCACUGUGCCACCGUCAUCGCGAGGAAGAGCGACCUGCGUGUCCAUCUGCGGAACCUGCAUACUUACAAGGCCGCAGAGAUGAAGUGUCGCUGUUGUUCUGCUGUCUUCCAUGAACGCUACGCCCUCAUUCAGCACCAGAAGACUCAUAAGAACGAGAAGAGGUUCAAGUGUGAACACUGUAGUUAUGCCUGCAAGCAGGAACGUCAUAUGACCGUUCACAUACGCACCCACACCGGAGAGAAGCCGUUCCCCUGCCUCUCGUGUGAUAAAUGUUUCCGACAGAAGCAACUUCUAAAUGUGCACCUCAAGAAGUACCAUGAUGCCAAUUUCAUCCCGGCCGUUUACGAAUGCCCCAAGUGUGGCAAGGGCUUCUCCCGCUGGAGUAACAUGCAGAGACACUCGGCGAAGUGUGGCUCGGGGCCAGGAAAGCCGGCUGCCUUGGGGAAAGCGAGAAGAACCAAGAGAAAGCCAGCCAUCCCAAAAGAGGCAGCCCAGGAAGACGGUAACUCUUUUUCAACAAACGGGGUUCUAAUCUGCGAGUGA
Messenger RNA from Mirounga angustirostris (Northern elephant seal), 799 nucleotides. Its product is annotated as transcriptional repressor CTCFL-like. The record is from RefSeq and is a predicted model, not a curated record. Gene Ontology annotation, biological process: regulation of transcription by RNA polymerase II. Bases 128 to 799 code for a protein of 223 amino acids. Gene Ontology annotation, cellular component: nucleus. Gene Ontology annotation, molecular function: DNA-binding transcription factor activity, RNA polymerase II-specific; RNA polymerase II transcription regulatory region sequence-specific DNA binding. Lineage: Eukaryota; Metazoa; Chordata; Mammalia; Carnivora; Phocidae. The transcript is spliced from 6 exons.